Molecule: messenger RNA, 4071 nt
Organism: Cucumis melo (muskmelon)
Lineage: Eukaryota; Viridiplantae; Streptophyta; Magnoliopsida; Cucurbitales; Cucurbitaceae
Product: protein PLASTID MOVEMENT IMPAIRED 1-RELATED 1-like
Exons: 3
Coding region: 558-3959 (1133 amino acids)
Source: RefSeq, a predicted model, not a curated record
GUGUUCUUCUUUUUCACCCAUUUGAUCUCGCCGAUCUGUCGGCCCCCUUUGUCUCAUCAUCCGCCUCAUUUGCCAAUCCAACGAUUCAUCUUUCAAUUUCGAACAACCCCUUUUACGGAUUUGCCUGAAUUCGCUCACACUGUAAUGAAAACCCAAAUCAAAUAUUCAAUUUUUAAAAUUUCUUACCUUUCCAAGUUCCCUUUUGGCACAUAAGACAAGGUAUUAAUAUCUUUCACGCUUUUCCUCUGAAAGAAAUGUAAAACCCAUCGAAGAACAUUUCCAAGGGAAGAAUAUGCUCCAUUCCCCAGAUUGAUUUUGGGCUCUGUGGUUCAUAAUCUUUCGUAUUCUCUCUUCCCUUUUUGAGUGAUUAAUCUAUUACUGUAUCUACUUCUUUUGGGUUGCAACAGUUUACUUUCUAUUUUGUCGUGGAGAAGCUGCCCAAAUUAUUGAAUUUUGUGGUUUACCAGAGUUGCUGUGAACCCUUUUAUUUGUGGAGGUUGUGUUUAUGAUAUGAUUGUUGAAACUAGUAGCAGAUUGUGGGUUUGUUUGAUGCACAAAUGAAGUCUGGGAAUGGUGAUGACUUAGGGGAGUCUGAUGGGGGAAGGUUGCUGGAGGAAAUUGAGGCAAUAAGUAAAGCUUUGUACUUGCACAAGGGCCACACGAACUCAAUUGUUUAUCCACCUGAUGUACGGCCAGGAUCCCAUUUGGCUGAAUCAAAAUCAAGAUUCAACCAGGGAUAUCACAAGGAUGGAUCAUCAUUGGUGGAUGAAACUGAAAGAAGGUCAUCAUCUUCUACAUGGAACUGGAAGAAAUCUUUGAAAGCUCUUACCCAUAUUCGGCAUCGAAAGUUCAACUGUGUAUUCUAUCUCAAGGUUCAUUCCAUAGAAGGUCUGCCUCCAAGUUUCGAUAGCUAUAGUUUAAGUGUGCAUUGGAAAAGGAAGGAUGAGGUUUUGCAAACGCAUCCGUCUAAGGUUUUCCAAGGCAUGGCUGAAUUUGAUGAGACUUUGAUUCACAAAUGUGUUAUAUAUGGUGGGAAAAGUUUGGCUCAUAACUCGGUGAAAUAUGAGCCUAAACUUUACUUGAUCUAUGUUUCUUUGCUUGGAGCACCAGGGCUUGAUUUUGGGAAGCAUUGGGUUGACCUCACAAGGAUUUUACCUCUUACCUUGGAGGAGCUUGAGGGGGAUAAAUGUUCUGGAAAUUGGUCGACCAGCUUUCGCCUUGCAGGCAAUGCGAGAGGUGCUAGCCUACAUGUCAGUUUCAGUUUUUUAGUUACUAAGGACGAUCCAAUGAAAUUGAGUGGUCCUGAAAAUGUUGUCCAACUCCUGAAGUUAUUGCACCAUAAGUCAAGGCUUGCUAACUAUGAUGCAAACCGUAAUUCUACUAAUUUAAACGGGCUUCCAAAUCCAGAUGGAAAUAUUUCACAUAGUCGAUCUGUUACCUCUACUCAGUUUUACGAAGCAGAACUUUUUGAUGAACUAAAUCCAAAACUGGAACUCUCCGAGUCAAUUAACCUUUUGUACAGUAAGAUGGAUGAAGCGGACCAGCAUAAGUCUGAGCAUUCAGGUUCUGAGUUGGCUGAGCAGCUUGAAUCAAAAUCUAAUGAGGAACAGAAGUCUGAUGAAGCAAUUGGUGGAGGUAGUAAUGACCCUGGUGAGUUUUCCAUUAUUGAAUGUGGGAUAGAACUAGCUGGGAAAGAAGAUAGCUUUGAUAAAAUGACUGUUCAGAUUCCUGAGGGCUUGAAAGUAGAAACUAUUUCUUUGGACGAUAUCAUGGAAGACGAAAAAGUUGCCACUGAGAUUAAGUCAAGUGUCAUGUUGAAGGAUGCAGUUUGUGAUAUUCAUGUAGAUGACUCUACUCAGGAUGACUUUGAUAAUGAGGAGAAUAAAUUAAAACUGAAAGUAGAAGAAGUUGCUUCAGAUGAGUUGAGUUCGGAUUCUGAUCUCAAGUGGACCUCACAGUUGGUGGAGACUGAUUCUCCAUUAGCUGUUGGCGAGCUUGUCGAACAUGAAAGUGAUAUGGAUGCCAAGGAGAAUUGUGCUAGAAAAUCUCUAAGCCUUGAUGACUCUUAUGAAUCUGUGGCCAAUGACUUUCUAAAGAUGCUGGGGUUGGAGCAUGGUUCUGCGAGGUUUUCAGAUCCUGAUAUUUCGUCUCCUAGAGAGCGUUUAUUGAGAGAAUUUGAGGAGGAAUCCCUAAUUUUUGGUAAUCCAUUAUUGGACUUCACAGCUACAGAAGAGGAUUUUGGAGGUGUUGAUAUGGAGUUUGCUUCCGAGAAUCAAGAUGAGGAUUUUGAUUUUUCUUCCAUUUAUGUUGCUGAAGAAGUACAAGAGGAGGGGUACCAAUCCUUGAGAAAUAGAAGGAAUGCCAAAAUUCUCGCAGACUUGGAGUCGGAACAUUUAAUGAGAGAAUGGGGCUUAAACGAGAGUGACUUUGAACACUCUCCACAUUAUAGUUCAAGUGGAUUUGGGAGUCCUAUAGAGUUGCCGCUACAGGAAGAGCCACCAAAGUUAUCUUCACUUGGGGAAGGUUUUGGUGCAUUUCUUAAGAUGAAUGGUGGCGGAUUUUUACGGUCCAUGGGUCCUUGGCUCUCUCAGAACACUAGCAUUGGACAGAGCUUAGUCAUUCAAUGUUCUGAACCGGUUGUUUUGCCUGCUGAAAUGGGCCAUGAUAUCAUGGAGAUAGCACAGAAUUUAGCAUUGGCAGGAACUGUUAACCUUUCUACUCUGGCUAAAAAGUUGAUGCCGUUGGAUGAUAUAACCGGGAAAACUCUCCACCAAAUGGUAUUGGAAUGUCCUCUCAGCACAACAUUGCUUGAGAGGGAGCCUAUGAUCGAGCACAACAUGUUGUGUAGUUCGGUUCCAUGCUGCGAAAGGAAAGACAUUGAAGGAUUGCCAUCUCAUCAUAAAGAUAGUAGCCUUCGAUCACUUAUGAAUUCCGAGAUGCAUCAAGACCUUGUGUCACCUGAUGAUCUAGCACUUCGGGCCAUGGAAAAGAUCGAAACCCUCUUAAUAGAAGGAUUAAGAAUACAAUCUGGGUUGACAAAUGAUGAGACGCCAGCACGAAUCAGUGCCCGUCCCUUUCAUUGUCUGCCAGCCUGUCGACUGAGGCGUUCCAAUUUGGGUGGGUCUUGUAGUUCGGAAGGAUUAAAGGAACUGCAGUUUAUGGAUCGCCCCGAUACAACAGGUGAUGUUGUUGGGUUGAUGGAUCUUUCUCUAACAUUGGAGCACUGGUUAAGGCUUGAUGCUGGUAACAUUAAUGAUGAUGAUCAAAAUGGUCAGCACAUUAUGAAGACUCUCGUGGCCCAUGGUGCUAACUAUGCAGAUAUAAUUGAAAGACUAUCCAAAGAUAUCAACUCUGGAAUAUCCAGCAAAGAGCUGGGAUUGUUUGGGAACAAGCUUGUGGUGGCUCUCAUGGUGCAACUCAGAGAUCACUUACGGGACUACGAACCAGUUGGUGGCCCGAUGAUGUGCAUAAUGGAGGUCGAGAGGUUUUUUAUCAACACAUCUCGUGACACAGCCAGUGAAACGAGCAGUGUCAACAAUGGGAAAGAGCCAUUGCAAACACAGGAAGAUAGUCCUGAAACUAACCCGACUCAGGUGAAAGCAGACAAAGGACACUUUGUUCGUGCAUUUAAAAUCUCUGCUAUUCAUCUUUUGGGUGUAAACUCUGUGCCUAAUAAGAUGCAAUUCUGGGCAACCACGAUGCAGCAGCAAUUGGGAUCACGUUGGUUGCUUUCGAGUGGAAUGGGUAGAAACUUCAAGCUCCCAUUAUCCAAGUCGAAAGCAAUCGUUCAAUAUUCGUCACUUGGUACCAAAGCUCCAAUUGGCGACAUCUUGUGGAGCAUUUCCUCUGAAAUACACGAGGGAAUGGUUUCUGCUUCAUCAGGUUUGAGUUCACAUAAAAGAAACCCUGAUGUCGUGAUCCCGAACCAAAGUAUUAAUCUACAUAUACGUUGUAGUUGAUCAAUCGAUUGGCCUUGUAUUGUGAAUCAGAGUUUUUCCUAUUGUAUUUACUUCCUUUCUGUUUUACUUGUAAAGGAAUUGGUGAAAGCAAAAGUUUUGAGUGUCUUCAUAA